Phyllostomus hastatus (greater spear-nosed bat) is the source of this 2266-nucleotide messenger RNA. RefSeq names its product DnaJ heat shock protein family (Hsp40) member C25 (gene DNAJC25). The record is from RefSeq and is a predicted model, not a curated record. Gene Ontology annotation, biological process: protein folding. NCBI's taxonomy places the organism in Eukaryota, Metazoa, Chordata, Mammalia, Chiroptera, Phyllostomidae. The transcript is spliced from 4 exons. Gene Ontology annotation, cellular component: endoplasmic reticulum membrane. The coding region runs from base 103 to 1182 and encodes 359 amino acids.
GUCCCUGCUGACUAGGAGCUGGACGCCACGGAAGAGCCAGAGCCCGGAGCGCUGCGGCGUGCGGCCAGGCGCUAGGGUGGUGAAUCGGCAGCUGGGGCCGGAAUGGCGGUGCGGCUAGUUCCGUGCGGGAAAGCCCGGCAUGCAGACCGGCUCCGGUUGGUGGUGCUGCCGCAGCUGCUGCUGGUGCUACUGCUGGCGCGGCCGGCGUGGGCCCUGGUGGAGGGGCUCUACUGCGGCACGCGGGACUGCUACGAGGUGCUGGGCGUGAGCCGCACCGCCAGCAAGGCGGAGAUCGCGCGGGCCUACCGCCAGCUGGCCCGGCGCUACCACCCCGACCGCUACCGGCCCGAGCCGGGCGACGAGGGCCCCGGGCGAUCGCUGCAGAGCGCCGAGGAGGCCUUCCUGCUGGUGGCCACCGCCUACGAGACUCUCAAGGAUGAGGAGACGCGGAAGGACUACGACUACAUGCUGGACCACCCGGAGGAGUACUACCGCCACUACUACCACUACUACAGCCGGCGCCUGGCCCCGAAGGUGGACGUCAGGGUUGUGAUUCUGGUCAGCGUGUGCGCCGUCUCCGUGUUCCAGUUUUUCAGCUGGUGGAACAGCUACGACAAGGCAAUCAGCUACCUGGCCACGGUGCCCAAGUACCGCAUCCAGGCCAUGGAGAUCGCCAAGCAGCAGGGGCUGCUCAGAAAAGCCAAAGAGAAGGGCAGAAACAAAAAAUCCAAAGAGGAGAUCCGUGAUGAGGAGGAGAACAUUAUAAAGAACAUUAUCAAGAGUAAGAUAGACAUAAAGGGAGGCUACCAGAAACCCCAGAUCCGGGAUCUGCUCCUCUUUCAGAUCCUCUUAGCGCCUUUUCACCUGUGCUCGUACAUAGCCUGGUACUGCCGGUGGGUCUAUAACUUUAACAUCAAAGGCAAAGAAUACGGAGAAGAAGAAAGACUGUAUCUUAUACGUAAGUCCAUGAAGAUGUCAAAGUCUCAGUUUGAUAGUCUGGAAGAUCAUCAGAAAGAAACUUUUCUUAAACGGGAGCUCUGGAUAAAGGAGAACUAUGAGGUCUACAAACAAGAACAGGAGGAAGAACUGAAGAAGAAGCUGGCCAGCGACCCCCGAUGGAAGAGAUACAGGAGAUGGAUGAGGAACGAAGGGCCGGGGCGGCUGACCUUCGUGGACGACUAGGGGCUGCGGGGCUGCUGCUCUGCCGCACCUUAGUCACGGUGUCAUCCUCACAACUGAAUUAUUUCCCAGACGUGUCAGCCGCUCUUCUGCAGGAGCUGAAAGUCCUCGAGUAUUUGAUUAAACAGAAUAAUGAAGAAAUUUGAACUUUAUCUUAAAACUUUAUACAUAAGACAUUUAUGAUUCUUCAAUUUUUUAUAAUCUAUUUGUGGAUUUUGUUAAAAGAUUUGACACGAAGAUUUAUUAGUUGCCAUUUAAAAAUUUUAUAUGUUAAAAGAGCUGACAUGACAAUUUAUUAGAUACCAUUGAAAAAUUUUUACGUGUUAAAUGCUUAUUCUUCAAACGUGUUUCCUUGUUCCUUGCUACAGGGCUACAUUUUUCUGCUUUCAUGGCCUCUGGUAUUUUCACAAAACAUAAAACACUCUAACAGCACUUACUCAUAUUCUGCGUGUCUUUCUAGACACAGACUUCAACAUAAUGAUUUUAGUAUCACAUCGUCUUCAUUACAGUCAUUCUAGGAUUGAAAUACGUUCACAGUGUCUCUCUGAGAGAGUCUCCUGCUGGAACGCCAUUUGCCUCUUUCUCCCCGUCACAGUAUUCUUCACGGAUCGGAAACUCUCCAGGAGAGUGAGUCUACGUUCACGUCCUUGUAGGAUGAUCUCGAUUACAGUCAUUUUAGGACUACACCUGUUUCCAGACAUUUUUCCAGAAGAGACCUUGUAAGAAGGUCUUUUGUACCACUUCAAUUAAAAAAAAAAAUGAUGAAGCAGAAAUAGUGUACUGAAAAGCUGUUCACAGAUUAGAAAGUCCUUGAGUGGUGAAAAAAUCCAUUGUACGUGAAUGCAUUUACAUGCGUUUAAACGGGAAAAAAGAACCGACUGGCCACGUGCUGUUCAAACAGUGAAAUGUGAGUGUCUCACGUGUGGGAGUGAGAGUAAUUCACACGUAAUUUGAAACAAGUAUGAUACUGCACCAAAAUAUCAAUACAUAUUCAUGGUAGUGAAUCGGAAUUCCUGUUUUUUUUUUUUGUUUGUUUUUUUAGACUCCUGUUAAAGGAUUUAUCCCAUUGCCUCAUAUUAAUAAAAUG